This is a messenger RNA of Geodia barretti, 351 nucleotides long. Lineage: Eukaryota; Metazoa; Porifera; Demospongiae; Tetractinellida; Geodiidae. The record is from the annotation of a GenBank genome assembly.
CUGCGGCUGGGCGCCCGCAUCGUGCGCCGGGCCCUGGAAGAGCCACUGCGGCACAUCGCGGCCAACGCCGGUGCCGAAGGCUCGAUCGUCGUGCAGAAGGUUCGCGACCUCAAGAACAACGAGGGUUACGACGCCGGCAACGACGUCUACGGCGACAUGCUGGAAAAGGGCAUCAUCGACCCGACCAAGGUGACCCGGACGGCCUUGCAGAACGCGGCCAGCAUUUCCGGUCUGUUGAUGACCACGGAAGCCCUGAUCACUGAGCUGCCCGAGAAAGAGAAGGCGCCUGCCAUGCCGGGUGGCGGCAUGGACGGCAUGGGCGGCAUGGGCGGAAUGGGUGGUAUGUACUAA